UUUAGAGAUGACACAAUUACAUUUUCUUUCUACCAUUUUGGUACUUUUGAUUGUCAAUCAAACAAAUACCAUUGCGAUGGAAACAGAUAUGCCAAAUCUGUUGAAGCACUGCUAUGAACAAUUCACCAGAGGACUUCCUGUAACCGACAUCCAGGACCAUAGCAUACAAAGUUACUGUCUAGGUAGCUAUAUCUGGCAGAGCCCAAAUCUAAGACAUCAGCUAAAUUUGACCGAGACCCAGGUCAACUAUAUUCGAUCCUUUUACAGAGAAUACCAACAAAGGCUUCAAAAUAAAAGGCGUCACAAACGACAUGCACAACGCGCCUUCCGGCGAGAACUGCGAGUUUUGGAUGAUGCACAAAGGAAACGAUUUUUUGAUGCCCUAAUAAAGUUGAAAAAUGAAAAAGAUAAGUUUUACGAUAAAUGGGCUGAUAUCCACGAAAUGGUUUUAAGUUCCGCACAUUUUGGACCUGCCUUUCUAGGUUUCCACAGAGUAUACCUACUUUUCCUGGAGUUUCAACUUCAAAGGAUUGAUGGUUCCGUGUCCCUCUGUUACUGGGACUCCACCAUGGAUCACGAUAUGGUUAACCCACUGGAAACAGCAAUGUUCAGUAGAGCCUUAGUGGGUAAUGGUAUUGGUCCGGUAAUUAAUGGUCCCUUUGCAGGCUGGAAAUCGUCGGACGGAAAUAUUCUGGACAGAAACAUACACACGGGGGGUGCUCUGAUGAUAAAACCGGCUAUAAGGCGAUUUCUAACAGAUCCCACUGUUACACGUCACGAGCAAGUUUCUACUGGAUUUCGAGAACUUUUCGAAAACACUAUUGAAGGCCAGCAUGGCAAUGUUCAUGUCUGGGUUGGAGGUGAUAUGAGAAAUGCAAGGGCGACUGCCAACGAUCCCGUAUUUAUUCUACAUCAUACAUUUAUUGACUAUAUAUGGGAGCGAUUUAGACAAAAAAUAAGACAACAAGGUGUAGAUCCCUCUGCUGAUUAUCCUUGGCCAAUGUCUACUGCACCUUCUGAGCUUCAUGACCCAAGCAGAAAUAUGACCAUCUACAGAAAUUAUACAAAUUUAGAUGGAUACAGUGAUGUUUUUACAACAGAAUUUUAUCAUUACGAUGAUAUGCCAUCAUGCGCUUCUAACUGUAGUAAUUCUAAAUUUUUAAGGUGUAAGGGCGGGGUAUGUGUCGCACUUUCUGCCAACGACAUAGGUGAGCAAACAUCAGCUCAAGUUAUUAUUACAACGAGGUUUUUAGAUGGAACAGUAUUUCCAGACGAAGAGGAAGAGGUUGUGUCGUUCCAACCCUCAUUUGUUGAUCCAAGAACAUUAAAAGGAAAUGGAAUAACUGGACCAACAGGAGAAAAUCAUACAGCGGGAAUUGCAAUCUUUCAGUCCUUUAUAAAAGAUCACACGAUGGGCAACAGAAUAAAAAGAAAUGGAACAGACAUUUCUAAAGAGGCACCUGUUGGUUUCUUGCAGGGAAUGCGUAGUUUCAAAAGAGUUUUUUUUCCUGGUAGCUUUAGCCUGCACUUUCCAUUGACAAACUUUGGUAAUCCAUCCCAUCCUAGAAUUUUGGGAACGGUUGGUCGGAAUUUCAAAACAAGAAAUAUGUUAAGAUCAGGAAUUUUAACCCGAAAUGUUGGUCCUAAUGCGAUAGCUUUGCCGUUAGAAACCCUGAAAUGGUUGGCCAUCGCCGAAAAAUCUAGAGACCUCCUUCGCCAACGUUUAUAUCCGUCACUUUAUAGUCCACUCAUACAUCUUUGGGGCCCAAGUGUGUAUCAUAUUAAUACCCAAAGAGGGAGAAUUAGAAGACCUUUUCCAAAUAGGCUUUUAAGACUUAAUAAUGUCCGUAAAUUCGUCCGUCUUCACAAUUUUCCGAUUCGGAAUACCUUUACUUUGGACGGCGUUUCUGACAUUAACCGCAGGGUAUUUAUGCCAGUUCGUAUCGUUUAUUUAAGACGUCCAGGAAAUUUCAUCAAAUUAAGAAUCAGAAAUUUUCAUAAGAACCUAAGAGUUCCACCCAACUUCCUUGAACAGUCCGAUAGAUUUUCAUAUCGAGGAAAUUAUACGAAACAAAUAGUUCUAGAUGUAAGAAAACCGAGAUCAGAAGUCAUCAGAGAAACAAAGAAGAUAUCCUUUUUCUGA
Molecule: messenger RNA, 2143 nt
Organism: Saccostrea cuccullata (small rock oyster)
Lineage: Eukaryota; Metazoa; Mollusca; Bivalvia; Ostreida; Ostreidae
Product: tyrosinase-like protein 1
Exons: 4
Coding region: 8-2143 (711 amino acids)
Molecular function (GO): oxidoreductase activity
Source: RefSeq, a predicted model, not a curated record